CCUUUCGCGCCGCCACCAAAUCGCAGCAAUGUCAGCUCCCGACGAGAAGGUGGACGCGAUGGUCAUCAAGUGCGAGAAGACGGGCAAGCUCUUCUACAACGAGGCCGACGCGAAGCUCCACAGCGAGGAGACAGGGCUGCAGGCCUUUGCCCAGGUCUCGCUCGAGGAGAAGGUGUGGGUCUGCAAGGAGACGGGCAAGGUUUGCUUCAACGAGCAGCAGAUGGCAAUGCACAAGCGCUUUGUGCCCGAGGCGCAAACGUUCGACGAGUCCAACGUGGGCGAGCUGCGGACCAAGGCGCUGGCCGCGGCCGCCGCCGCCGCCGCCGCGCCGGCCGAGAUGGAGACGGAGGAGGAGACGCUCCUGCGGAGCGCGGGGCUGGCGGGCAAGCUGGCGCGCAAGGCGGCCAAGGCGGGCGAGGCCGGUCCGUCUGGGCCGCCGCUGGUGACCAAGGAGCUCGUCGACCAGCUCCUCGAGAUGGGCUUCACCGAGCUGCGAGCGCAAAAGGCUCUCGUCAAGACGUCGAACGCCGGCAUCGAACCGGCGAUCAACUGGCUCGGCGAGCACCUCGACGAUGCGGACAUCGACGAGCCUCUCUCGACCGAGGUCGAGGUCAAGCCGCAAGCAGAGGUCGACGCGGCGCUCGCGCAAAGCAUGCAGGGUGGAGGCUCGAAGCUGACGCCAGAGGAGAAGAAGGCGAAGCUGGACGAGGCGCUGGCAAAGGCGCGGGCGAAGAAGGCUGGCAUCGACGUCGAGUCGCAAAAGGAGAUCGAGCGCGUGCGGCGCGAGGGCGGCAAGGAGCUCACCAAGUCUCUGCGAGACCAGCAGGAGCAGCAGGCUCCGGCGGAGCCAAAGUACCGCCGGAUGCGCCUCUCCAACAAGCUUGUCGCUGAGGGCCUCGUGCACGUCCCCGGGGCGCGGCAGUUCCUGGUCGCGCAUGGCUGGCGCAUCGUGGAGCGCGAGUUCCUCGAGCUGCCACCGAGCGACGACCCGGCGGCGCAGGCGGCGGCGCAGGCGGCGGCGGUGGCGGCGCUCACUCUGGCGGUCGCCCAGGCACAGGAGGAGCGGCGCCGCGCCGAGCUCGAGGCGCGGAAGCGCGAGGCAGCGGAGCGCGUCGCGAAGCAAAAGGCGGACCGCGAGGCGAUGAAGGCGGCCAUGGCAAGGGACCGUGCAGAGGUUGCGGCGCGGGGGCCGGCCCAGGCUUCGGUCGCAAAGAAGCUGCCCACCGAGUCGGCGGGCAGCAUGUCCUCCGCCAUCUUCCAAGAGCAAGAGGAGGCGGAGGCGCGCGCCAACGCGCGGUGAGACGCGCGGCGACGGACAAGCGUUGCCGCCGGCGUGGACUCGCAGUGCCGUUUUGUGGGACUCGCAGUGCCAUCGCCGUUUAUGCUGUCGCGUGUGUGGGGAGCUUUGCUCCUGCUGACACACACGCAUGAGCGCUCGAGAGUGGUGCGGAGAGCGGUGAGAGGUAUGACGGGGCUCUGGCCAACCGGGGCCGGUGCCGGCGCGGGACCAUCCGGAGACGCAAACCUCGCCACGCGGGAUUUCUUUUCGAAAAAAGAGACCUG
Molecule: messenger RNA, 1563 nt
Organism: Emiliania huxleyi CCMP1516
Lineage: Eukaryota; Haptophyta; Isochrysidales; Noelaerhabdaceae
Exons: 10
Coding region: 29-1300 (423 amino acids)
Molecular function (GO): protein binding
Source: RefSeq, a predicted model, not a curated record